UGGAAGGAGUGCCAAGUCAGAGUCAUGGGGGAUUUCAAAGGCCAUGCUCUCCCUGGAACCUUCUUCUUUAUCUUGGGGAUUUGGUGGACAACAAAGUGCAUUCUGAAAUAUGCCUUCAAAAAGCACAAGCGGACUUCCUACCUUGAUUCCAAAGUAUUAUUCCAUCGAGUAGAAAUUUUGGAGGGAAUCAUAAUAGCUGGAAUGGCUUUAACUGGCAUGCUUGGAGAACAGUUUAUUCCUGGAGGACCGCACCUGACCUUAUAUGACUACAAAGAGGGCCAGUGGGUCCAACUCCUGGGCUGGCAUCAUUUUACCAUGUACUUCUUCUUUGGGCUGCUGGGUGUGACAAACAUCUUAUGUUCCACCAUCAGGUCACUUCCUGCCUCCUUUACCAAGUUAAUGUUAGCAAAUGCCUUAUUUGUGGAGGGUUUUGUCUUCUACAAUCACACUCAUGGUCGGGAGAUGCUGGACAUGUUUGUGCACAAGCUUCUGGUCUUGGUCAUCUUUUUGACAGCCCUGAUUGCCUUCUUGGAGCUGUUCAUACUGACCAAUAUAACUGUGGAACUUCUGCGGAUAAGCUUUUUCCUACUUCAGGGAAGCUGGUUCUGGCAGAUUGGGUUUGUCCUUUAUCCCCCCAGUGGAGGUCCUGCAUGGGAUUCAGUGGAUCAUGACAACGUUAUGUUUCUCACCAUAUGCUUUUGUUGGCAUUAUGCAAUAGCCAUUAUCAUCAUUGGAGCAAUUUAUGCCUUUGUCACCUGGAACAUUUACCCCACAUCUAGCACCCCUAUAGAGUUCUGCAAGAAUGGUGGAACCUGGGAAAAUGGCAGAUGCAUUUGUCCAGAAGAGUGGAAAGGACAGAGAUGUACAAUCAAAGGCACUGUGGGAUCUACAGGUGUUCUCUUCACUGUGCUGAAAGGAACUAGGGAUUCUCUGGUUUCUGGUUCCACAGUUGUAAAUGCAAGUGUGGACAAACUGAAUCUGAAUGAACAGGCUGAACUUCAGAUCUUGCUCAACACCAUGAAAACUAAUGCCAAGGCAUGUGGCUUUGUAGUGUAUCAAAACAGCAAGCUUUUCCAAUCAAAAACUUUUAUAGCUAAAUCACAUUUUAGUCAAAAAAUUAUCUCAAGCAAAACUGAUGAAAAUGUGGAAGAUGAGAGCACUUCUGUUGAAAUCGUUUUUAGUCCAAGGUACAAUGAAAAAGAAUUCCAGCUUCAUUCCUAUGCCUGUGACUAUUGGAAUUUUUCCCUGAAGGAUUGGGACACACAUGACUGUCACAAAGAAGGAGUCAUUGAUGGAUUCUUGCGCUGCCGCUGCAACCAUACUACUAACUUUGCGGUAUUGAUGUUGGGAAGGUCCGUUUACCACUGGCCCACUGAGCUAUGAGCUAGAUUUACAGUGGGUAAUAAUAUUCUUUUGUUCCCUCAUGAUUUCACUGGAGUAUUUUUUGUAGUUGUUUUGUUUAUUAAUUUUAUUUAUUUAUUUAUUUUCAGGAAAGUCAGAAAAACCUCAGUAACCUGGGUAUUGGUCAAUCUGUGCACAUCAAUGUUGAUUUUCAACCUCCUGUUUGUGUUUGGAAUCAAAAACUCCAAUAAGAACUUAAAGACACUUAGUGACACUGAUAAUACUGACUUGAGCAAUAAUGAAAUGUCCAGACAAGACACCAUUGUCAUCUCGAAUCCCACAUGCACUGCGAUUGCUAUCUUGCUGCACUAUUUUGUGUUAGUGACAUUUACCUGGAUGGGACUCAGUGCUGCCCAGCUCUAUUUCCUUCUUAUUAGGACCAUGAAGCCUUUUCCUCAGCAUUUCAUUCUUUUCAUCUCUUUAAUUGGAUGAGGAGUCCCAGCUAUAGUGGUAGCUGUGACAGUGGGAAUUAUUUAUUCUCAGAAUGGGAAUAAUUCACAGUGGGAGUUAGACUACCGGCGAGAGGAAAUCUGCUGGCUGGCAACUCAAGAAAGCAGUGGUUUGAUAACAAGUCCAUUGUUGUGGUCAUUCAUCAUACCUGUGACCAUUAUCCUUAUUAGCAAUGUUGUUAUAUUUAUUGUCAUUGUAGUCAAAGUGCUGUGGAAGAAUAAUCAGAAUCUGAAGAGCACAAAGAAGUUUUCAAUCCUAAAGAAGUUUCUUAGCACGUUAUCUGUUGCCGUCGUUUUUGGAGUUACCUGGAUUCUGGCAUACUUAAUGCUAAUGGAUGAUGAUGGCAUCAGGGUCACCUUCAGCUACUUAUUCUGCCUUUUCAACACUACUCAGGGAUUGCAAAUUUUUAUCCUCCACACUGUCAGAACAAAAAUCUUCCAGAGUAAAGCUUCCGAAGUGUUGAAAUCAUUGUCGUUAACUGCUGGGAGGGUGAAAGUGCUGCCAUUAGUGACCCCACUGAGGCUGUAUGUAAGGAUGUAUAACGUGCUCAGGUCAUUACUAGCCCUAAAUGAACACUUUUGGCUGCUGGAGCCAUCUAUACUUACCAAGGAAAUGGCAUCGUCUGAAAGUGACCAAGAAAACCCAAGCAUCUAGACAGGAAAACUGUUA
Messenger RNA from Lagenorhynchus albirostris (white-beaked dolphin), 2520 nucleotides. Its product is annotated as adhesion G-protein coupled receptor G7-like. The record is from RefSeq and is a predicted model, not a curated record. Gene Ontology annotation, biological process: G protein-coupled receptor signaling pathway; cell surface receptor signaling pathway. Gene Ontology annotation, cellular component: membrane. Lineage: Eukaryota; Metazoa; Chordata; Mammalia; Artiodactyla; Delphinidae. Gene Ontology annotation, molecular function: G protein-coupled receptor activity.